Messenger RNA from Oikopleura dioica, 744 nucleotides. NCBI's taxonomy places the organism in Eukaryota, Metazoa, Chordata, Appendicularia, Copelata, Oikopleuridae. The record is from the annotation of a GenBank genome assembly.
AUGAGCGAUAAAUUGGUCUGGAACGCAUUGGUAGCGAGAGAUAGAGAAGGAGGCAUCGGACUUACAGAGGGAAAAUUGCCCUGGAAGCUGUACAAUGAGUGGCAGUACUACUUGCGAAUGCUGCACCACGAGCAAGAUGAGUUCUUGAAAAAUGGGAAACGCACACUCUUGGUCGGUGGACCUAAAGGAACGGAUAUCGAAUUCUUGCGGACAGAUGGAUUCCACAAAGCCGGAGGAUUUUACUGGGCAGUCAUCUCCAAAUCACUCAAGCAGACUCCAGAGGGCGCAGAUUUUCUGUCCGGCGAUUAUAGCAUGGAUGAGCUGGACAAAUGGAUGAAUUCGGAAGAAUGGAGGCCGAAAAUUGGAAGAGUUAUUAUUCUUGGAGGAGUUCCGUCAUGUGGGAACACGGAUAGCUCGGUUCGCGCAGUAAAUAGCUCAUCCGGGAUUUCGUUGAUACUCGGUCGCGAAAAAGAGCGACCAGGUGUUUCGUCGACCGUCAAACCCGCUGCGAAGAUGUAUAAUUUGCUGAUGACGCUGCCGUUCCCAUCCAGGUACUUCAUGACUGUGAUCGACCACGACUUCAAAGCAGACAGAAAGAUCGACCAGUUGGACAUGUCCAAGUGGAAGCGCGUUCCUACUGAGUCAAUCAAGGAUCUUCCCGUUCUAGUUGGGCCACAACGUGAAGUCGACCAAAUCAGCGGCAAAGAAGUUAGCUACGAAGUGCACGUGUACGUCAACCACUGA